CUGACACACCGCCAAAAUGGCUUUCGUUAAACAAGUGAAGAGCAGCCCUUACUUUUCACGCUUCCAAACGAAGUACCGCCGUCGUCGUGAAGGUAAGACUGAUUAUUAUGCUCGUAAGCGUAUGAUCUCUCAAGCCAAGAACAAGUACAAUGCUCCCAAGUACCGUUUGGUGGUCCGUUUCUCCAACCGUUUCGUGACCUGCCAAGUUAUCUCUUCUAGAGUCAACGGUGACUAUGUUCUUGCUGCUGCUCACUCUUCUGAGCUUCCUCGCUACGGCAUCAAGUGGGGUUUGGCUAACUGGUCUGCUGCUUAUGCUACCGGUCUUUUGGUCGCUCGUCGUGCUCUCAUCAAGAUUGGUCUUGCUGACAAGUAUGAGGGUAUCACUGAGCCCGAAGGUCAAUUUGAGCUCACCGAAGCUAUGGAAGACGGCCCCCGUCCCUUCAAGGUUUUCUUGGAUGUCGGUUUGAAGCGUACCUCUACCGGUUCCCGUGUCUUCGGUGCUAUGAAGGGUGCUUCCGAUGGCGGUUUAUACGUUCCUCACUCUCCUAACCGUUUCCCCGGUUUCGACGUUGAGACUAAGGAAUUGGAUGACGAGACUGUCCGCAAGUAUAUCUACGGUGGUCACGUUGCUGAAUACAUGGAAAUGCUUAUUGAUGAUGAUGAAGAGCGUUUCCAAAAGCAAUUCUCUGGCUUGAUUGCUGACGGUAUUGAGAGCGACCAACUUGAGGACAUCUAUGCUGAGGCUUUCGCCAAGAUCCGUGAGGAUCCCUCUGCCCAAAAGAGCAGCAAGGACGUUUCUGCUAUGAAGGCCGAAUCUCUCAAGUACAAGCAAAGAAAGCUUUCUGGUGCCGAGCGCAAGGAGCGUUUCAAUGCCAAGGUUGCUGCUGCUGGUCGUGUUUAAAUGCAUUGCUACUAAUAAAAAUAAAUUUCUCGUUCUGUGCUAUCAUGAAUGUUGUAGAUGUAGAAAUGACAAUUUAUCAAGCCCUAUAUAGGAAACGAAUUUACUGAACAUGUAAUAGGGGUUUAUGAUACCGAAGUAUAGAAAAAUCUUAUUUUAUGAAGAUUAUUUCUUCUAUUGAAAAUUUUUAAAGAUAGAGAAACCAAACCCAGAACUCGUUUGCAAUGAAUGAAUAAGGAAACUUGUUAGUAGCAAAAUAUUAAGAAUAAGGAAAACAUUGAAG
Schizosaccharomyces cryophilus OY26 is the source of this 1181-nucleotide messenger RNA. RefSeq names its product 60S ribosomal protein L5. NCBI's taxonomy places the organism in Eukaryota, Fungi, Ascomycota, Schizosaccharomycetes, Schizosaccharomycetales, Schizosaccharomycetaceae. The record is from RefSeq and is a predicted model, not a curated record. The transcript has a single exon. Bases 17 to 901 code for a protein of 294 amino acids. Gene Ontology annotation, cellular component: cytosolic large ribosomal subunit; ribosome. Gene Ontology annotation, molecular function: 5S rRNA binding; structural constituent of ribosome. Gene Ontology annotation, biological process: ribosomal large subunit assembly; translation.